Molecule: messenger RNA, 797 nt
Organism: Ananas comosus (pineapple)
Lineage: Eukaryota; Viridiplantae; Streptophyta; Magnoliopsida; Poales; Bromeliaceae
Product: ubiquitin domain-containing protein 1-like
Exons: 4
Coding region: 154-537 (127 amino acids)
Source: RefSeq, a predicted model, not a curated record
AGAGCUUCAACCUAACAAACACCCCGAAAGCACCCUCCUCGUCCGCAAAACCCCUUCGCUCCUCCUCCCCCCUCGAACUCCUACUCCGCCGCCGCGGCGAUCUCCUUCGUCUUCGAUCGGGAUCGGGACGAAGCGUGGAGCGAGAGUGGCGCCAUGGGAUGCUCCGGAUCCGCUCCGAGAGGAGAAGUUAGACAUGUUGGUUCUAGCAAGCAUGAUUUCUUUGGUGCUGGGAUAAAUAAGAAACUCCAAAAGCCAAAGCCUUGGAAGCAUAAUCAACCAAUAACCAUGACACAACUCAAACAGAUGCGCGAAGAGUUCUGGGACACAGCUCAUUUCUAUGGUGGCCAGAAAGAGAUUUGGGAUGCACUCCAAGCUGCAGCAGAGGCCGAUCUAAACUUUGCGCAAACAAUAAUCGACAGUGCUGGCAUUAUUGUUUCCAAUGCUGACAUGUCACUCUGUUACGAUGAACGAGGUGCGAAGUAUGAACUGCCGAAGUUUGUUUUGAGUGAGCCAACCAAUUUAAUUCGAGACAGUUGACGGAAAAUGAAGAGAGUAAGAGCAUAUAGUUAGUUUGACAUUAGUGUAAAUUAUGCAAAGGGCUAUUCAUAACAUAUUUUUUGCUCUCUAUUUAGGUUCGCAUUAAAUUCUCCAAGUUCUAGUGAAAAUUUUAUAGUAAACCUUCUGUUUUUAUAAGAUUAAAGAUCAAUAAUUGCUCUUAGCCUUGGAUUCCAACUAUUUGGAGAUUCUUUUACCUAGCUCAUGUUUGAAUAUAAAUUUCUUUUGGUUGGACUUGAAAA